This is a messenger RNA of Hylaeus anthracinus, 3408 nucleotides long. It is a transcript of the gene Helz, whose product is annotated as probable helicase with zinc finger domain. Gene Ontology annotation, biological process: regulatory ncRNA-mediated post-transcriptional gene silencing. Gene Ontology annotation, cellular component: cytosol; P granule. Lineage: Eukaryota; Metazoa; Arthropoda; Insecta; Hymenoptera; Colletidae. Bases 208 to 2970 code for a protein of 920 amino acids. Gene Ontology annotation, molecular function: helicase activity. The record is from RefSeq and is a predicted model, not a curated record. The transcript has 5 exons.
GCAGUGGCCACAGUAUUCUGUAUUCUGUCAGUAGCAAGAAGCUGGAAGCGUCUCGCGUUCGUCGUAGAUCGACUGUACGGUUAAGAUGUAGUGAAAUUUGUAUUUGUUGUUUGUUUUGAAAGCCCGAUAAACACGGCCGUGAUCUAAUAAUAAUGUAGCGACAAGUGUCCCAGUAAUCGCGAACGUUCGAAAUUUCAAUUGGCGGCCAUGACCGACCGUUUGGUUACGAUCAACGGAGAGGCUAAGACUCUGUUCCCUUCCGGCUUCGUCCAAAAAGUGCACCACGACUGGAUCAAAUCGGAGAAUCCCGACGCUGUUGUCACUUGUAAACAAACGGAGGACGUGCAGAUAUUUCACGGUACGAAUCUUUGUUGCCGUUCGAAGAACAGCGACACCGUAUUUAAUUGGAAUUUCCGAAUUUUGGCGCGAGGUAAAAGUUUGCAAAGAGUAGCGUUAACUUUGAAUCAGAAUCUCAGGAAUUUUGUAUUGAAAUCCGUAUCGGACAGCACCAACGAGAUAGGAGUUACCAAUGGUCAAGAAUGGUGUAACGUCGCAUACGAGGGCCCCAAUGUAAAUGGAAACAAAAGUAACAAAGUGUACUUUGUGAAAAUAUGGUUUGUCGCUAAUCGAUACGGCACUUACCGUCAGAAUGUUAUAUUUUACUUCGGAGAGUACCCCGUGAUACUUCAGAGAAUUUGCAUGGAUUGUUUACCGACUCAAGACUUCUUAAGGAUUUACGAAGCCACCAACUAUCAGUUCUCUCAGAAUCCAAACGCAUGGCUUAGCGAUACUAUGGAGAUUCACAGAUUCGAAUCUCCUUUCGUACCACCGAAAGACCCAAAGGAGGACAAACUGUCUACUAUAUAUCCGUAUCCUGACAGAUACAACUUUUUCCUAACACAGGAAACUCUUACGGAUGCCCAUUUAACGCCAGAUAAUUACAGAGGUCGUCUUCACGAAUUGAUUACCGUGGAAGAACUAGCUAGGCACGAACAGAUAGCCAGGUAUAACGUAAUUACGCAUAUGCGUCUUCUUUCUCAUUAUAUUUUGGCUUCUACGGGUGAUGCGUCCACCGUUGCUAAAUAUGCGCCAUCCGGUGAGCUUUUUGCCCAGCUGCCACUGAGCCGUUGUGUUUCCGAGGAUACCAAAAGCGGUAGACUGUUUUUGAGAGGUUGCACUAGAGUACUUCUUAAAUGUAUAUCAAACAAUUCUAAUACGCAUGCGAUAUUCGAGGGCCACAUAGAGGAUAAAUGUAUUCAGACCGUGUAUAUCAGACUGUCUAAAGAUUGCGUCAACAACUUAAAUUUGGAAGCUGACACGGAUCUGGAAGUGCAGGUGCAAUUCGUGUUAAAUCGUUUGCCUUUUUGCGAAUGGCACAGAGCUGUGGAUAGCCUUCCAGAUGUAGGACUAGUUUUUUUAAACAAGAUUCCCAUGGAAAUCGAACAACCAGAAAUCGUGAAUUUGCUAAACAUGGAUGGUUCUACUUAUGAACAACAUUGGAGUUUGCACGUGUUGAAUCCUUCGUUGAACAUUGAACAAAAAAGAGCUUUGGCUGUUAUGACGGCUUCUGUACACGUUCCUCUGCCGCCUGUUCUGUUACUCGGACCAUUCGGAACAGGAAAGACGUUUACCAUUGCUCAGGCUCUUCAUAUCUUGCUCACUAAGAGCAGCGAGCACAAGAUUCUGCUUUGCACGCACAGUAACAGCGCGGCGGAUCUCUACAUUAAAGAGUUCUUUGACGUUUGGUACAGAGAAGAGAAUAAUUCACGACUGAAGCCUGUCAGAAUAUUUUACAAAGGUCGGGCUAAAAACACGGUACACCCGGUAGUCCAAGGGUACAGCCUGAUGAAGGAUAACGGUACUUUUCGCGAUCCAACCGAGGAGGAUCUCCAAAACUGCGGUUUAAUCGUGACCACCUUAGCGGCGUCUAGCUCUUUGACGUGCUUGAACUUGUCGUUCACGCACAUUGUCAUAGACGAAGCCGCCCAGGCGUUGGAAUGCGAAGUUCUGAUACCGCUCUCGUUAGCCACCCGACAGACUCGUUUAAUUCUAGCGGGUGAUCAAAUGCAACUCGCUCCAGAAAUUUAUAGCGACCUAGCCAACGAACGCGGCUUGGGCGUGAGUCUUCUCGAAAGGAUCUACGGAAUGUACCCGCGGACUCAUCCUUGUAGAAUACAUCUUUGUCAAAAUUACCGUUCUCACGAGGACAUCGUUAAAUUUACGUCGGAAAUGUUUUACGACGGGGUCGUAAAGCCUGCUAGUAAUUUAUUGGUAAAGCAUCCCGUACUAGAGCCUUUGACCUUCUACGCUGUUCAAGGAGAGGAAGUGCAGGGUAUGCAUUCAACGGGAUACGUUCACGGCACGGAAGCAUACGAAGUGGUUACUCGUGUGUUGGAGCUGAAAAACAGCUGGCCGUCGGAUCGUUGGGGACCAUACGGCGAAGGAUCGAUAGGAGUACUGGCUUAUUACGCGGAACAGGUGCAGAGGAUACGUACGGAAUUGCGGAAACGUAAGCUGGCCGAUGUGUCCGUCGAAAGGGUGCUAAACGUUCAAGGGAAGCAGUUUACCGCAGUCUUUAUCAGUACCGUUCGGACCAGAAACUGCUGCAAAUAUUCCGCAGAGAGCAACGUCAAAGACUACGGCUUUUUAACGAAUCCGAGGCUCUUGAACACAGCUAUCACGCGAGCAAAAUGUUUCGUGGCGGUGGUCGGUGAUCCGGUUGCGCUUUUAACGAUAGGUUCUUGCCGGAAGCUCUGGCGAAGGUAUCUGGAAAUUGCCGAUCUUCACGGUACGAAUCGAGAAGCCGUCAAGUAUCAUCUCAGCUUGGUCCCCGAGUUCCUGUUCACCACGCCAUUGAAUCCACUGGCAGAGGAGUUUGUACCCAGGAAUCAACAGCACGGUUACCUAGUUGAGUACGUACCAGUGCCGAUGAUGUACCCGGUGAUUCAUUGUCGGGAUUUCUGGAAGUAGUUAUCCUACGGCUUUUCUUAUUUUUCAUUUUUAUUUCAUUUUUCACCAAUUCUGUACAUAUCUAUCAACUUUUGAUGACCAGCUGUUUUUGGUAGUUUCAUAUACAUACCCCCCGUUCACGAAUUUAGUUGCUACAAUCGGUGGAAACGAUACAGCGAAAUCCUCGAUAUUUUCUGCUAGAUGAUACAGGAUUCGAAAUGUUUGUGCUAGCCGCCAACAAAAACAAAUAAAUAAAGUCGAGAUGAUUUCGUUUAUUUCAUUGUUAUAACUUUUACUGCUCGUCGUAAGAACUGAUCGAAGGAAGAUGCUGUGCGAUGUAUCAUAAGAAUGCGAUAUACAUACACGUGUUGUAACAGUAUUGAAUAUGUUGACACAAUAAAAAUUAAACAUGUCUGCUAAUACAAGUGUGUGCUCGACAAACGAGGAAAGAUCUCUGAG